UAACAAUGUCGUGAGUGUGCGCAAGAGACGAUAUGUGUCGGUACGUGGCGGUGGCUCUCAUGCUGGUAAAUUACAUAGCCGGCGCUCCACCACCCCUUCGUUUGACGAUCGACUGCUCCGAUGAAAGGAUCCCCUAUAACUCGGCGUUCAGAUCGUCAGACUACAACAGGAACUCGGGAUUGGACGUGAACUCCUUCUGCAACCUCAUCCACAAUGCACUCCCCAGCUCGAUACAAGACGGCAAGUUCAUUCUCAUCGAACCCGAAGACCAGACUGGGUACAGUGACACACAGGUUCCCAUAGCCAUUGCACCACCGGCAGGGUUCAUACCAGGGUUAGGAAUCCCGAAGCUUAAGAUCCCUCAGUUGCGAUUACCUGCGUUGGAUAUUCCAAAGCUAAAAGAACAUUCUGGUAGUCGGUACAAGCCACCGAGAAUAGGAUCGCCAAUGAUCUCCACUUCGGUAAUGAGAGUGGCAGAAGAUUCCAGUGCAGAAAGGAUGGAGAAGUUCAAGAAAGGCGUGCAGAAGAUGCUCCGCGUUGUCAAAGUGUUGGGCCAGAUUGAUCAGUAUUUGUCGGAGAGAACACGGAUCAUAGUUGAUAAACUGACUAAGACUUUUGCUGAAUAAUAAA
This is a messenger RNA of Helicoverpa zea (corn earworm), 630 nucleotides long. RefSeq lists its product as uncharacterized. Bases 33 to 626 code for a protein of 197 amino acids. Lineage: Eukaryota; Metazoa; Arthropoda; Insecta; Lepidoptera; Noctuidae. The transcript has 3 exons. The record is from RefSeq and is a predicted model, not a curated record.